GAAAGAGAAGAAAGACAAUAGAUUGCCCAAGGUUGGACAAUUAUGAAACCUUCUAACUUUUCUUUCUUACUACCCAUACUUAUUCUUUGCCUUCUUCGUUCUCAUUUGAUAUUCCUCAUGAAGUCCCUUCUCCUUCGUUGUUGUUUAUUCACUUCUUUACCCUCUUCUUUGGGUCAUUUUUCAUAUCACAAUAGUCGCAGAACUCCAUGUCCCGUCAACAUGAAUACAACCCUCAUUUUCUUCCAAAACACAAACAGCAACAACAUCAGAAACAUCAAAAUGAACAACCAAGGCAACAUCAACGAGAACAUCAGAAUCAACAACAACAAAGGCAACGUCAACAAGAACAUCAAAAUCAACAACAACAACAACAAAGGCAACAUCAACAAGAACAAGAACCACAAAUCCCUCAAAGAGAACAACAAACCCCUCGAAGAGAAACAUAUCUGCAUAGUCAUAGACAUGAUCUGAAGCUACCAAAUCAACGUCGAACGAAACCCACUACAUGGUUCAUCGCAUUCUUUUGUGCCAUACUAUGGGUUAUGAUAAUUCUUGGUGGACUAAUCGUUCUCAUUGUGUAUCUUGUGUUCCGUCCAAGAAAUCCACGAUUCGACAUUCCCAACGCAACGCUCAAUACCAUCUACCUUGAUACUAAUGCGCAACUCACCUCUGAUGGUUCUCUACUCAACUCUGAUGUAACCAUCUUAACCAACUUCACGAAUCCGAACCAGAAAGUGAAAAUCGACUACAGUUACAUGGUCAUUGAAUUAUAUUAUAUGAAUACCCUCAUUGCAACCACCUCAGUUAGUCCAUUUUCAGCUGGAAAAGCAGAAUCAAAGCUACUGGGAAUACAUUUCGUGACAAGUCAAGUCAAGUUAUCAUCCAACGAAAUCCAACAGAUCAGGAAGGAGGUAGGAAACAAUACUGUGAAGUUUGAUGUUCAGGGAAAGUUUAGAACAAGAUCAAAUUUUGGCAGUCUCAUCCGUUAUUCGUAUUGGUUGCACGGUCGAUGCACCAUAGUUCUUGCAGGACCACCUUACGGGACUUUAAUUUCACACAAAUGCAUAACGAAACGUUAAUGUCUGAUUUGUCCUUCAUUGAUUAGCCAUUAUUUAUGUCCUCCUAUCAUUAGUCAUUCUAAAUUUGUGUUUCAUACUCUCGUCUAUCGUGAUUUUGUGGCAAUCAAAGAUGCUUACUUAUAUC
Messenger RNA from Papaver somniferum (opium poppy), 1203 nucleotides. Its product is annotated as transcription factor SPT20 homolog. Gene Ontology annotation, cellular component: plasma membrane. The record is from RefSeq and is a predicted model, not a curated record. NCBI's taxonomy places the organism in Eukaryota, Viridiplantae, Streptophyta, Magnoliopsida, Ranunculales, Papaveraceae. The coding region runs from base 207 to 1079 and encodes 290 amino acids. The transcript has a single exon.